UGACUGCAUGAAAACCCUGCUGGAGGGAGACACCUACACUAUCAUGCUGAAUUCCCCUAAACAAGAUGGCGACUCCCUGGUCUGGAAAUGUGACAUCACCAUCAUUUACGAGCGGAGGAAUGGCACCGUUAAGGGCUCAGCAGAUGUGGACGACAGAGGCUCGCUCACGCUGAAGAACGUCACCACUGCAAUGGCCUGCACCUACCAGGCUCAGCACUGGAGCAAUAAGCCCUCUCAUCUGAAAUCUCUAACAACCAAGAUCUGCGUAGUCCCCAAGGUUCCGGUUCCAACGUUGACCGUGGUGUGUUCCUCAUCCGGUGAAGGAACCCUCCACUGUGAGCCUGGGGGAACCAAAGGGUUCUCCUCCCUCUCCUGGUUCCACAACAACAGAGAGAUGAAGGAGAAGGUUAACCCUUUCACCCCCACGCUGCAUGGAGCAAGUGACCAGUACAGGUGCAGGCUGACCAAUGAUAAGUCGAAGGAGGACGAGGAGGACAGCAAUGACGUCACCAUAUCGUGCUCAAAACCUGCAAAAUGCAAAGAGAAAGUGGAGGGAGACUCGCAUGUCAUUUCAGUGGAUUUGCCUUCGUCUGACAGCAGGUCGUCCUUAAUCUGGAAAUGCAAUGAGACCGUUAUCUAUUCCACCAAUGGGAGGGAGAGGGCUUCGUUCCCACUGAGCGUUGACAAGAACGGCGUUCUUCUCCUGACCAAGCUCAGUGCGGCCAUGUCAUGCACAUACACAGCUGAGUACGUCAUCGACAAGAGAACGGGCAGGAAAGCCACCAAGACAGAGGCACUCUGCGUGCUCCCCAGGGCUCCUGUUCCGAAGCUGACAGGGAAGUGUUCAGAUACAGGAAAGGUCUCCCUCCACUGUGAUCCCAAACCCCCCGCUGGCUUCAAGCUCUCCUGGCUCAUCAACAACAAGGAAGUCAACGACAGCAGUAACCCUUUCCUGCCCGGACCACAGCAAACAGGAGGGAAGGACUUUUACAGGUGCAGACUGAGCAGCAGCCUCAGUAGUGCUGAAAGCAACGCGGUCACCCAACCAUGCAAAUACACGAGUGAGUAA
Molecule: messenger RNA, 1069 nt
Organism: Engraulis encrasicolus (European anchovy)
Lineage: Eukaryota; Metazoa; Chordata; Actinopteri; Clupeiformes; Engraulidae
Exons: 5
Coding region: 8-1069 (353 amino acids)
Source: RefSeq, a predicted model, not a curated record